Sceloporus undulatus (fence lizard) is the source of this 2070-nucleotide messenger RNA. RefSeq names its product ALG8 alpha-1,3-glucosyltransferase (gene ALG8). Gene Ontology annotation, cellular component: endoplasmic reticulum membrane. The transcript has 14 exons. Gene Ontology annotation, molecular function: dolichyl pyrophosphate Glc1Man9GlcNAc2 alpha-1,3-glucosyltransferase activity. Lineage: Eukaryota; Metazoa; Chordata; Lepidosauria; Squamata; Phrynosomatidae. The coding region runs from base 138 to 1616 and encodes 492 amino acids. Gene Ontology annotation, biological process: protein N-linked glycosylation. The record is from RefSeq and is a predicted model, not a curated record.
CGGCUGGUUCGUGCCUGUGGCUUUGGGGGUCACGCUGCUCAAAGUGCUCCUCAUCCCGACCUAUCAUUCCACAGAUUUUGAGGUGCAUAGGAACUGGCUUGCCAUAACCCACAGCUUACCUGCCUCUCAGUGGUAUUAUGAGGCAACUUCUGAGUGGACUUUGGACUACCCUCCCUUCUUUGCGUGGUUUGAGUAUGUGCUUUCACAUGUUGCCAAGUACUUUGACAAAGAGAUGCUGGUGGUCCAAAACCUCAACUAUUCCAGCCACGAGACCAUACUGUUCCAAAGACUUUCUGUCAUCUUUACAGAUGUGCUCUUCAUAUAUGCAGUUCACGACCCUCUUUCACCAUCCUCCCAAUGCCUACGCUGCCAAAAAAAGUCCAGCUAAACAAGAUGAGAAAAGGUGCUGCAAAUGUGUAAACGGGAAGCGAGGUGGGAAGGAGCCUCUGGAAAACCCUCAGUUUGUUCUUUCAGUUCUGCUUCUAUGGAAUUUUGGCCUUUUAAUUGUGGACCAUAUUCACUUUCAGUAUAAUGGCUUCCUUUUUGGAUUCAUGCUUCUGUCCAUUGCAAGGCUAUUUCAGAAAAGGCAUCUAGAAGGAGCUUUUCUCUUUGCUAUUCUCUUAUACCUCAAGCACAUCAACCUCUACGUAGCCCCAGCAUAUGGCAUGUACCUACUUCGAUCCUACUGCUUCACUGCAAAUAAUCCAGAUGGAUCCGUCCGAUGGCACAGUUUCAGCUUUCUUCGCUUAAUUGCCCUGGGAUUAAUUGUAUGCUUUGUUACUGCAUGUUCACUGGGUCCAUUUAUUGCCUGGGGUCAGCUGCCACAGGUCCUCUCUCGACUCUUCCCUUUCAAGAGAGGCCUUUGUCAUGCAUACUGGGCUCCUAACUUCUGGGCUAUCUACAAUGCCAUAGACAAAGCUCUCUCCGUUAUUGGUCUGAAAUAUAAAUUCCUCAACCCACCAAAGAUGCCCAAGGCUAUCAUGACUGGUGGACUAGUCCAGGAAUUUCAACACACUGUCCUUCCCUCAGUGACUCCACUGGCAACUUUAGCAUGCACUGCCAUCUUUAUGCUGCCCUCUGUUUUCUGUCUUUGGUUUAAACCCCAAGGGCCCCAAGGCUUCCUGCGCUGCUUGGUUCUCUGUGCACUGAGCUCCUUCAUGUUUGGCUGGCAUGUGCAUGAGAAAGCAAUCCUCCUUGCCAUUCUCCCUUUGAGCUUGCUGUCUGUGGAAAGGUCAAGAGAUGCUGGUGUCUAUCUUAUUCUGGCUACUACUGGACAUCUUUCCCUCUUUCCCCUGCUGUUCACAGCACCAGAACUGCCAAUUAAAAUACUGCUCAUGUUGCUCUUCACAGUGUACAGCUUCUCCUCACUGAAGGCCGUAUUCAGGAAAGAAGGGCCUCUGCUUAACUGGCUGGAAACUCUCUACCUCACUGGGUUGAUCCCACUUGAAAUUUUCUGUGAAAUUGUGUUUCCUUUCACAGCCUGGAUGUCAAAGUUUCCUUUCCUGCCCUUAAUGCUCAUCUCUGUGUAUUGUGCUCUAGGCAUCAUGUAUGCUUGGCUCAAACUGUACAUCUCUGCCUUCAGGAGACCACCAACUUUCAGGCAAAAGGCAGAAUAAUAAUGUUUACACAUGGAUCAAGUCCACAGAGCUCCUUUCAGAAAAUUAGUCAAUGCUAAAUUGUAGCUGUAUCUGGCACUCAGGAUCAUUGUCCAUUGAUCGAUGCUGCAUCUUGCUCUACAAAUGGCUCCUGUUUCCUUAAGGGCUUUGAAGGAAGCAAGUGGACUGUAAAAUACUUAAAGAAACUUGGACAGUUUCUGUGUGAAAUGAGGGCAUCUGACGGAAGAAACCUUGUUUACAAAAGGACUUCAAAUUAAGAUUUUUUUAAUAUAAUUUUUUAAUCUUCAGUUUGAGUGUGCCAAAUACUGGUUGCUGGAAUUUAAAUGGAUGGAUGAACCUCCUUGCUUAUAAUUACAUGUAUAAGAUUACAGGUAUUUCAGACCUGGUCUCUAGAAAAGAAGCUAAAUUGCAAUCAUGCAUGGUGAAGAGUGUAAAUAAAAGAUUUUUAUAUAUA